CGGUAAAAUUCGUUGUUAUGAUCAUGUGACCCAGUGACGUGUGGCCUCCGAAGCCGCUGUGGGACAAACAGGAUGUGCAGACAGGCUAGCAGUGAUGCGGUAAAGAAAAGAUCGUACAGAGUCACAUUUAGUGGUGAUGCGAAAUCGGAGCUCCCUGACCGCGGAGAGGGACAGUGACCUGGAACUGAAGCAGCGUCCCGGCAGAGAGGCGGCGGAGCCCGCGUCCGGCGGCCGACAGGGCCCGGAAGUGAAGCCGAGCAUGGGGAAGAAGCCCUUCAGAAGGUUGGGGCUGCUGGGGAAUAUGAAGAGGAUCAUGAUGGUGCUGCUCCUGGUCUACAUCUCCAUCCCCUUCAUCAUCAAACUCUUCCCUUCCAUCCAGGCCAAACUUGUCUUCCUAAACUUUGUGAGGGUGCCGUACUUCAUCGACCUGAAGCGACCACUGGACCAGGGACUGAACCACACACACAACUUCUACCUGGAGGCUGAGGCGGGCCUGAAGAUCGGAGUCUGGCACACGGUUCCCGCUCGGAUGUGGAGGGAAGCUCAGGGGAAAGAUGGCGACUGGUACGUCUCCACUUUUAACUCCGCCCACCCCGUCAUCCUCUAUCUCCAUGGAAACGCAGGGACAAGAGGGGGCGACCACCGGGUGCAGCUGUACAAGGUCCUCAGUUCAUUGGGAUACCAUGUGGUGACGUUUGAUUACAGAGGGUGGGGCGAUUCAGAUGGAUCGCCAUCAGAGCGAGGGAUGACAUCAGACGCUCUCUUCAUCUAUGAUUGGCUGAAACAGAGGAUGGAGAAAUCUCUUCCGCUUUACAUCUGGGGCCACUCUCUGGGGACCGGAGUUGCCACAAAUCUGGUGAGACGGCUUUGUGACCGAGGAAGUCCUCCGGACGCUCUGAUCUUGGAGUCUCCGUUUACCAACAUCCGAGAGGAGGCCAAGAGCCACCCGUUCUCCAUGGUGUACCGCUACCUGCCUGGAUUUGACUGGUUCUUCCUGGACGCCAUCUCAGCUAACAACAUCCGCUUCGCCAGCGAUGAGAAUAUCAACCACAUCUCCUGUCCGGUUCUGAUCCUGCAUGCUGAGGACGACAGCGUUGUUCCGUUCCAUCUUGGGAAAAAGCUCUACAAUCUGGCAUCGCAGUCGAAGAGCCUCAGCGGUCACAAAGUUCAGUUCGUGGCGUUCCUGCCAUCUCUUGCCUACAAACACAAGUUCAUCUACAGGAGCCCGGAGCUGCCAAACAUCCUCAGUGAUUUCCUCGGAACAACUCGUCCCGUUGCGGCGUGAGGACGGACUGAUGGACACGCCCUUUAACCUCUUAUCAAUACAAACAAGAGACUCACCGUUUUCUCGGACUGAACUCAACAUUCCUCCGUUAGCAUUCCCAUCACCCCUGACUGAUGUCACGGCUCACACGGUUACCAUGGUGACCGUGGUCCUGUGGACUGAAGAGACUGAAAGGGCGAAAGAAAAGUUUUGUCUAGGUUUUUUUCGGCAGCUGAUUCUUCAUCACUUGCAUGGUUUCUCCUCCUCCUCCGAUUAUAACUCACCUGUCUGGAAUCAGUCUGUUUGAAGCCUGUUUUGACUUGAAUUAAGAAUAAAAUAUUUUGUUUUA
Messenger RNA from Girardinichthys multiradiatus, 1613 nucleotides. RefSeq names its product abhydrolase domain containing 12, lysophospholipase (gene abhd12). NCBI's taxonomy places the organism in Eukaryota, Metazoa, Chordata, Actinopteri, Cyprinodontiformes, Goodeidae. Gene Ontology annotation, biological process: phosphatidylserine catabolic process; monoacylglycerol catabolic process. Bases 137 to 1285 code for a protein of 382 amino acids. The transcript has 13 exons. Gene Ontology annotation, cellular component: endoplasmic reticulum membrane. Gene Ontology annotation, molecular function: phosphatidylcholine lysophospholipase A1 activity; monoacylglycerol lipase activity. The record is from RefSeq and is a predicted model, not a curated record.